This is a messenger RNA of Uloborus diversus, 1554 nucleotides long. RefSeq names its product tigger transposable element-derived protein 1-like. Bases 1 to 1554 code for a protein of 517 amino acids. NCBI's taxonomy places the organism in Eukaryota, Metazoa, Arthropoda, Arachnida, Araneae, Uloboridae. The transcript has a single exon. Gene Ontology annotation, molecular function: DNA binding. The record is from RefSeq and is a predicted model, not a curated record. Gene Ontology annotation, cellular component: nucleus.
AUGAGUGAGUCUUCCAUACGAACGAUUAAGAAUCAAGAGAAGGAAAUCCGUAAAAGUGCAGAGCUCAGUUUCAAUAGUGAAGCCCGCAGAGUAGUAUCUAAACAAAAUGCAAACAUUAUGAAAAUGGAAGCUGCUCUUGUGUCGUGGAUUAAAGAGGUCAGAGAGUGGGGUGUUACAAUAGAUGGACCCCUAAUAAAAGAAAAGGCGAAGGAACUGUAUUUAGAGAUUGCAGGUGAAUCUACAACUGCUCCAGCUGAAGUAGAAAACACUGAUAAACUUCAGCCAGGACCCUCAAGUAUUCAACCAUUUCAUGCUAGUGCUGGUUGGUUCCAUAAUUUUACUAAGAGGUGCAAUUUGAAAAGUGUGCUCCUUCAUGGUGAAAGUUCUUCACCCGAUCUUGCUGCAGCAAAAUAUUAUGUGGAAAGUGAGUUCCCCAACAUUAUUGCGGAAGGACAUUAUCAACCUGAGCAAGUCUUUAAUAUGGACGAGACUGGGUUGUUCUGGAAGCGAAUGCCAUCGUGUACAUAUUUAUUUAAAGAUGAAGAAAAUGCCUCUGGGUUUAAAGCCCAUAAGGAUCUUUUAACUUUAGUUAUGUGCAGCAAUGCAGCAGGCUUUUUGUUAAAGCCUUCUUUAAUUUAUAAAUCAAGAAAUCCAAAGGCUUUGAAAAAUAAAAGUAAAACCACCUUGCCAGUUCAUUGGAUGCACCAUCCAAAAGUUUGGUUUUCAAAUGUCCUCAUGGAGGAAUGGUUCUUUAAAUCCUUCAUUCCCCAGGUUAAAGAUUAUCUGAAGAGCAAGGGUCUUCCCUUCAAAGUUCUCCUGGUAAUGGACAAUGCUGAAGGACAUGCAACAAACCUCCUUGAAGAAGGCGUAGAAUUGAGUUUUUUUCCGCCAAAUACAAAGUCAUUAAUCCAGCCUGUAGAUCAGGGCAUUAUUCGGACAUUUAAAGCUAUUUAUACAAGGGAGUGUUUCCAAAGCCUUGUGCAGGCGAUGAACAGUGUAGAAAAUUUUAAUUUGAAAGAGUACUGGAAACGGUACACAAUUGCCUCUGCACUGCACAACAUAGGCACUUCAUUAAAAGCCAUGAAAACACAGACAACCAAUGCAAGUUGGAAGAAACUUUGGCGGGAUGUUGUACAUGACUAUGAAGGCUUUGCUCCUGAAGAGAUUCACUAUGAAGCAGUUCGAAAGGCGGUGCAGUUUGCUAAAGAACUAGGGGGUGAAGGCUUCUCCAAUAUGAAAGAAGAGGACGUCAACAAGCUGAUCGACGGCCAUAGCCAAGCUUUGUCUGAUGCUGACCUUGAAGAAUUAGCUAAGGCCGCAAGUGAGGAGGAAGACAAGGAUGAAGAGGAGCCACCUUGCCUGACUUUUGAAGUCCUUAACAAAAUGAACAUGUAUGCAAGAGAAAUGCUAAAGCUGUCUGAGAUGCAUGACCAAAAUAUGAUGCGUUCCAUUACCUUUGCUAAUCAUCUUGCAUCUGCAAUGGCUCCUUACACCUCUUUGCUUCAGAGCAAAACUAAGGCAACCAAUAAUAACUUUUCUGAUAAAGACAUCUGA